This is a messenger RNA of Catharus ustulatus (Swainson's thrush), 1993 nucleotides long. It is a transcript of the gene COLEC10, whose product is annotated as collectin subfamily member 10. The transcript is spliced from 6 exons. NCBI's taxonomy places the organism in Eukaryota, Metazoa, Chordata, Aves, Passeriformes, Turdidae. The record is from RefSeq and is a predicted model, not a curated record. Bases 1 to 708 code for a protein of 235 amino acids.
AUGCUACCUCUGACUACAGAAGGGGAUGAAGGUGAAAAGGGAGACAGAGGAGAAGUAGGCAAACAAGGAAAGGUUGGACCAAAAGGAUCAAAAGGAAACAAGGGACCAGUGGGAGAUGUUGGGGACCAGGGAAUGCUUGGUAAAAUUGGUCCAAUUGGUGGAAAGGGUGACAAAGGAGCCAAAGGCUUACCAGGGGUUUCAGGAAAAAAAGGAAACGCAGGCACGGUCUGUGACUGUGGAAGAUACCGCAGAUUUGUUGGACAGCUGAAUCUCAAUGUUGCCCGUCUUAACACAUCCAUCAAGUUUGUGAAGAAUGUUAUAGCAGGUAUCAGGGAGACAGAUGAGAAAUUCUAUUACAUUGUGAAAGAAGAGAAGAAUUACAGAGAGGCCUUCAUCCACUGCAGGGACAGAGGAGGAUCACUGGCCAUGCCUAAAGAUGAUGCAACCAAUGCCCUGAUUGCUGACUACAUCUCCAGCAGUGGCCUGUUCCGAGCCUUCAUUGGGCUGAACGACAUGGAAAGGGAAGGACAGUUUGUGUAUGCAGACAACAGCCCACUGCAGAACUACAGUAACUGGAAGCAAGGGGAGCCUCAUGACCCAGCUGGUCACGAGGACUGUGUGGAAAUGCUCAGCACAGGAGAGUGGAACGACUCUGAGUGCCAAGUCACCAUCUACUUUGUCUGUGAAUUCCUCAAGAAGAGGAAAUAAAAGUGCCAGAGAAUGCGCCUGGCACCUGCUGUACAUACAAUAAUCCAUCCUCAUUCAUUUAUGGUAGGGAGAUCAAAUCAGGGGUAAGAAACCAGGGACAGGGCUCAAUCCAGCCUUCACAUCACUGGGCUAAGUAAGAGUCAUCAGUGAUCGUCACGUCAGCACAGAUCUGCAGGGGGCCUCCAGCCAGCUGCGAAUUUUUAUUUCAUUUCUACAUGCAUUUUAGGGUCGGCAUUUCUAUGCAUAAUUUAGGGGUAAAUUUAGAGCAUGCAGAAGUGAAUAUAAUUUCACUAGUUCCAGAAAUAGUAAGAUCAUUGGUAUAUGAAGUACUGAUGUGAUUUGCAAAGUCCACAGAUGGAAAGAGCAUGACCUUCAUUAAUCUCUGACUUGCACAGGGAGUCCCAGUAAUCUCCCUAAUGACUUCAGAGCUCAGAGAAAAGAUUUUAAUAUCUCUUGAAAAAUUCCUUCUUUUGUUAGAAUCAUAAUUUGAGAUAGAAAGUAUCUCUGGAGGUCAUUUGGUUAAACCUUGCAUGCAAAGUAGGACCAACUUCAAACUUAGGAUUUGUUAUACUCUCCUUAAUUUGGCUGUGCAAUUAUAUUGCCUGAUAGGCAUUUAUCUGGUCUUCUGUAAAGCCUUUGACACGAUCCUCAACAAUAACAUUCUUUUUUAAUUGGAUAGAUGCAUUCAAUGGGUGGACUGUUAGGUCGAUAAAAAAUUGGUUAGAUGGUCACAUCUGGAGCAUGUUGGUCAAUGGCUCAGAGUCCCAAUGGACGUCAGUGACAAGGGAUGUCCCUCAGGGAUCUGUAGUGGGACCAGCACUAUUUAAUAUCUUCAUUAAUGACAUAGACAAAGGCAUGAAGUGCACCCUCAGCACAUCUGCAGAGGGCACCAAGCUGGGUGCUGCAGCUGACACACCUGAAGGAUGGGAUGCCAUCCAGAGGGACCAGGUUUGAGAAGUGGCUCAAGGGAACCUUAUGAGGUUUAACAAGACCAAGUGCAAGGUGCUGCACUUGAGUUGGGUCAACCUCUGGUAUCGGUCCAGGUGAGGGAUGAACAGAUGGAGAGCAGCCCUGCCCAGAAGGACUUGGGGGUGCUGGUGGAUGGGAGACUGGACAUGAGCUGGCAAAAUGUGCACCCACAGACCAGAAGGCCAAAUGUGUCCUGGGCUGCUUCCAAAGCCCUGUCAUUCUGCCCCCCUAUUUCACUCUGGUGAGGCCCCACCUGCAGUGCUGUGUCAGCUCUGGGGUCCCCAGCACAGAAGGACAUGGACCUGGUGAAGCAAGA